AUGUCGGGAGCCAUGAGCAAGCGCCAGGCGGCGCGCAAUGAGAAAGUCUUGCAAGAGCUUGUUCAGACCGUUCCCGGCAACAACUUUUGCGCCGAUUGUUCAGCCCGGAAUCCAUCUUGGGCAUCAUGGAGUUUGGGCAUCUUUUUGUGCAUGCGGUGCGCUACCCUGCACCGCAAGAUGGGGACACACGUGUCCAAGGUCAAGUCGCUAAGCAUGGACAGUUGGACCAACGAACAAGUCGAUAACAUGAAGAAGGUCGGCAAUGUUGUUUCGAACAAGAUCUACAACCCCGACAACAAGAAGCCUUCCAUCCCCGUCGACGUCGAAGAGGCCGACAGCGUUAUGGAGCGAUAUAUCCGCUCAAAGUACAUGAAUCGGACCUUGGCCGCGGCCAAGAAGCACCACACCGGCAGCAGUGAAGAUACCCCUCCUCCGCUCCCACCAAAGACCCCAAGCCGAUUUGGCCUCCGUUCUGCCUCGUCGAUAUUUCCACUGGGCUCCAAGAAGAAGUCGAGUCCAGGCCGCGAACCGACUAGUCCUCGUGAUGACCGAUCUCACCCUCCACUUCGAAACAAGGGGUCUGCUGUGUUUGGCGUAAGCUUUUCGGCUGAACCGGACAAGGUGGAGGAUACGGAGCAAAAGUUGACCAAACUCCGGGAUAUGGGUUUCACGGAUGAAAGCAGGAAUGCGAUGGUUUUGAAGGGCGUGGGUGGAAACUUGGAGAAAGCGAUUGAGGCCUUGGUACGGUUAGGAGAGGGCAGUGGAAGAGCACCCGGAGGCCUGUUGCAGCCAGUACGGACGUCAUCGAUGCCAUUGGGCAGGAAUUUGACGACAGGAACACCAACUUCGGCACGUCCGAUCAGUCCAGCAAGUACAAACCCGUUCGACAUGCUCGACACGCCGCCGCCACCACAGCCUUUGUCUUCGCAAUCAACAGGGACUUUGCAGAACAAGAAUCCGUAUCUACCGACGAAUCCUUUCGGUGCUCCCCAGCAGGCUCAACCAGCACCAUCAGCUUUCGAUUUGGCUUUCCAGAACUUAUCACUAGCUCCUCCUCAGCAGCCAUUAUUCCCGAAUCAUACAGGCGGUCUACUUCCUCAACAGCAGCAGCAACAGGUACAGCAGACCCAAGCGAUCUAUCAACAGCAGCCGAUGACGGCUCCACUUGGGGGUCCUUUCAUUGGUAUGGUAUCGCCUGGGGAGCAGCCUUAUGGCCAGGUGGGAGUGUAUGGUAGCCAAACAUAUCCCCAGCCGCAACCUCUGCAACCCCAGUCAACCGGAUACAAUCCCUUUUUCCAGAACCAGCAGCCUCAACAGCAGCCAUUGUCUGUCAAUACUACUGGUUUCAACGGGAACUACGGGAACAACCCCUUUACCAAGUCACCAACCCGUCUCCAGUCACCAAUGCUCAGUCAGAUUCCCGAACAGACGCAGCAAAAUUUCUACGCGACCCAGCCUCAACAGCAACUGCAGCAGUCGAAUCCCUUCUUCUCUCAACAACCCAACGCUCUGCAGCAACCACAACAGCAGCAGCAGCAGCAGCAGCAGCAGUACGGACAGCUCUCACCCAUGUUGCAAGUACCCCAGCAACAAGUACCACAACAGAUGGGUCUCCCGCCCCAAGUGACCGGUUACUUCGCCCAGCACCAACCACAACAGCAGCAGCAGCAACUUACAUAUCAGCAGCAAAUGCCCGUGCAACAGCAAAGACCAGACAAGGCCUCCAUCCUGGCUCUCUACGGCCAACAGCCCCAGGUAUCGGCAAACCCAUAUGGAGCUCCUCAGGACAUAGCACAGGCCACACCAGUCCAAACACCCAACUCGCUUUACCCACCGUCUCAGCAGCCCCAGCAACAGCAGGCAGUGCCCACGCCCGUUAGUCCCGCGGCGACGGGCAGCAAGAACCCGUUUGUGAUGAGCAUGGGCGGUGCGGCAGCACCAGCAGCAGCUGCUGCUGCUCCUCAGCAAGAGCCAAAGCUGCACAAUGUCAGCAGGGAGAGCAUGAUGGCUGUUGGGUUGGAGUGGACUAAUGGCCGGCAUAGCCCGGAUGCGUUUUCGGGGUUGAGUGCCAGGGGGCGGUAA
Molecule: messenger RNA, 2082 nt
Organism: Podospora anserina S mat+
Lineage: Eukaryota; Fungi; Ascomycota; Sordariomycetes; Sordariales; Podosporaceae
Exons: 4
Coding region: 1-2082 (693 amino acids)
Biological process (GO): intra-Golgi vesicle-mediated transport; endocytosis; endoplasmic reticulum to Golgi vesicle-mediated transport
Cellular component (GO): Golgi apparatus
Molecular function (GO): GTPase activator activity; protein binding
Source: RefSeq, a predicted model, not a curated record